UCUCUUUUUUGAUGAAUAGAAAAUAAAGAAUCUCACAUAAUUAACACUACCAAAAUCACAUAAAAUAUUUGGAAGAAAACCAUGAAACAUCAAACAAUGAGCCCCACCUCUUUAACACAUACUUCGUUUUGACAAAUAUAAAAUUCCCAAAUUUCAAUAUCUCAGACAAACAUACGUUUCUUGCACUCCACCCCCCUCAUCUCGCCAGGUUGUUUCACUUUGCGCGCAACGCAUACACUGGGAAGAAGAACACAGAGAGAGAGAGAGAGAGGAGGAGAUAUAUAUAUAUAUAUAUAGAUAGAAGAGGGAGAGAGAUGGCCGCCAUGGCUCGAGCGACCUCUGGUCUCCAGUACCCGGAGAGGUUCUACGCCGCGGCCUCCUACGCAGGCUUCGACGGAUCUCCUCGUUCCUCUUCGAAAGCCGUUCGCUCCAAGUUCAAAUCCGAAUCAGCUCUCCUUCUCUACGCCUUGUAUCAACAGGCUACCGUUGGACCUUGCAACUUACCUGAACCUAGUGCUUGGAAUGCUAUUGAGAAAAGCAAAUGGAGCAGCUGGAAGCAGCUUGGAGAUAUGAAUUCUGCUGAGUCAAUGCGGCUUUUUGUGAAAAUAUUGGAGGAAGAAGAUCCAGGUUGGUAUUCAAGAGCAUCAAAUUUUGUACCAGAACCUGUUGUGGAUGUACAAAUGAAUCAUAAUUCGAAAGUUGAGCCAGUUGUUGAGAAUGGGAACUCUUAUCCUGAGAUGAAGACAAUCUCUACUGAAAAUGGGAGUCCUGUUGAAGCUCAGGAUAAAGAUGUUGUCUCAGAGGGCUUUGGUCCAGUUGUUGUAUAUGACCAAUGGAUUGCACCUCCCAUAUCUGGUCAACCACCAAAAUCCCGUUACGAGCAUGGAGCAGCAGUCGUUCAAGACAAGAUGUACAUAUAUGGUGGAAACCACAACGGUCGUUACCUUAAUGAUCUUCAUGUCCUGGAUUUGAGGAGUUGGAGUUGGUCAAGAAUUGAGGCUAAGGCUGGGUCUGAAUCAGUUGAUUCACCAUCUCCGGUUAUAGUUACCCCAUGUGCUGGUCAUUCCCUGAUACCGUGGGAUAAUAAGCUUCUUUCAAUUGCUGGACACACAAAGGAUCCUUCGGAAACUAUUCAGGUGAAGGCAUUUGAUCUACAGACUUGCAGUUGGUCAGCCUUAAAGACCUAUGGAAAGCCACCGGUAUCUCGUGGAGGUCAAUCGGUAACCCUUGUUGGAUCUAGCUUAGUGAUUUUUGGUGGACAAGAUGCAAAGAGAAGUCUCUUGAAUGAUCUGCAUAUUCUUGACCUGGAAACAAUGACCUGGGAUGAGAUUGAUGCUGUGGGGGUACCUCCUUCUCCGAGGUCUGAUCACUCUGCUGCAGUUCAUGCUGAGCGUUACCUCCUUAUAUUUGGUGGGGGUUCUCAUGCAACUUGUUUCAAUGAUUUGCAUGUGCUUGAUUUGCAAGCUAUGGAAUGGUCAAGACCCACACAACAGGGAGACAUACCAACUCCAAGGGCUGGACAUGCAGGUGUGACAGUUGGGGAGAAUUGGUUUAUUGUUGGUGGUGGUGACAAUAAAAGUGGGGCCUCAGAAACUGUAGUUCUAAAUAUGUCUACCCUUGUUUGGUCUGUGGUAACUACUGUUCAAGGGCGUGUACCUGUUGCAAGUGAGGGCUUGAGUGUGGUUGUAGGUUCUCACAGCGGUGAAGAUGUACUUGUAUCUUUUGGAGGAUACAAUGGACGUUACAGCAAUGAGGUUAAUGUUCUUAAACCAAGCCACAAGUCAACCUUGCAAUCAAAGAUGAUUGAAACUCCUGUGCCGGACAGUGUUUCUGCUGUGCAUAAUGCUACAAAUGCUACCAGAGAUGUGGAGUCUGAGUUCGAAGCAGGUCAAGAAGGAAAGAUUAGAGAAAUUGUUAUGGACAAUGUUGACUCAGAGCCCAUGAGAUCCAAAGGCGUGAAAACCAAUGAACACCUAAUAGCAUCCCUCAGAGCGGAGAAAGAUGAAUUAGAAUCAUCACUUAGCAAGGAGAAGUCGCACACUCUCCAAUUAAAGCAGGACUUGGCAGAAGCAGAGACUCGUAGCACUGACCUGUACAAGGAGCUUCAAUCUGUUCGUGGUCAACUUGCCGCUGAGCAAUCAAGAUGUUUCAAACUGGAGGUUGAGCUUGCAGAAUUACGGCAGAAACUCCAAACAAUGGAAACAUUACAAAAGGAACUCGAACUUCUCCAACGACAAAAGGCUGCAUCUGAGCAAGCAGCUAUGAAUGCUAAACAGAGACAGAGCUCAGGUGGUGUCUGGGGUUGGCUUGCUGGAACCCCUCCUGAUCAAAAAGAAGAUGCCUGAAAAUUAUACGUGGUCAGAGCUAAUCGAAUAGUGCUUGCUAGAUUUGCUUCUGGUUCUGAUCAUCCAUUUUUUCCCCCCUAAAUAUUUUUUUUCUUUUUUUUUUUUUUUUGGUUACUUAGCCAUUUCUUUCAUGUGAUAGAAAUAAGAUAUCAGGUUCUUAUUGGUGAGAGGGAAAUACUUUGGGGUUGCAGGAAUACAUGUCCUGUAAUUUCGAUUAUGUAGUAUUAUUUUCAGUGCGAUAUAUAUCAAUAUUUCUUUUUUUCUUUCACCAAAUUAUCGAAGUUUGUAUUCGAGGUGAAUAUAUCGAGUGAGUAUAGUUCUCAUUGUCCAUAAAAUUCUUCAAUUGUCAGAGUUUUGUGACCUUUUUUUUUAUUUUUUCCCCGAAUUAUUUGGUGAAUUGUGGUCGAUAUUAUUUAUUAUCAAUUGGAUUUUUUUCCUAAAUUUAUUCUUUUA
Molecule: messenger RNA, 2798 nt
Organism: Ziziphus jujuba (common jujube)
Lineage: Eukaryota; Viridiplantae; Streptophyta; Magnoliopsida; Rosales; Rhamnaceae
Product: acyl-CoA-binding domain-containing protein 4
Exons: 18
Coding region: 315-2345 (676 amino acids)
Biological process (GO): lipid transport
Cellular component (GO): cytosol
Molecular function (GO): fatty-acyl-CoA binding; protein binding
Source: RefSeq, a predicted model, not a curated record